This is a messenger RNA of Mytilinidion resinicola, 2022 nucleotides long. RefSeq names its product WD40 repeat-like protein. The transcript is spliced from 11 exons. Gene Ontology annotation, molecular function: protein binding; nucleosome binding. Bases 182 to 1783 code for a protein of 533 amino acids. Gene Ontology annotation, cellular component: ESC/E(Z) complex. Lineage: Eukaryota; Fungi; Ascomycota; Dothideomycetes; Mytilinidiales; Mytilinidiaceae. The record is from RefSeq and is a predicted model, not a curated record. Gene Ontology annotation, biological process: negative regulation of transcription by RNA polymerase II.
GUCCAAUUCACUGAUUGACCACACGCGGAAUUCGCCCAGAAUGUGCACAGCGAGUUUCUGCAUUCAUCUCAGCAACUGUCUGCCCUCGCCCGAUGCCCCUGAUUGCUAGCUGUGAAGGCAAACUUCACCGCGCCAACACCACGAGCCCGGUCCCAGGCGCUUUUGUAGCGCCAAUUCGCGGAUGGGCUCCCCAACAGGCACCGGCAGGGAUCGCGCCUUCUUGCAAGCUUUCCACCAGCAGUCCACUUCAGAGGCGGCCGCUAGAUACGCUACUGCUGCCGCUCAAGACUUCGCCGACGCACCCUCCGCUCACUCGGAUUCUGCAAGGCAAUUCGACACGACGCCCCAUCGUCCAGCCGAUCUGCCCUCGCUUAGAUCUACAGUGAGGCUUGGAGCCAAGGGUACAGAUGUUCAUACUCCUUGGUAUGAUAUCAAGUUCUACCCCUACACACCGCCCGGUGUGGAUCCCGUCUUCGCCGUUGUUGGUGACCGAGAGACCGUUGUAUGCAGAUGCGUGCUCGAAAAAGGCAAUGCUAUCGAAGUUCUCAAGUGGUUCAAGGAUGAAGAAGAGGCAGAGGAGUGGACACUCAACAGCCUCGAGUGGGCACAAGCAGAGAAUGGAGACCCACUUGUCUGCAUUACGGGCUCAGUUGCCAAGAUCAAGGUUCUGAACGUGAGGACGGGAGAAUUAGCUACGACGUUGACAGGACAUGGCGCGCUUAUCAACGAUUUGACCAUAUCUCCCCUCACUCCCCGAAUACUAGCUUCCGGCUCUAUGGACCAUUCCAUACGGAUAUGGAGUUUAGAUCCCAAGCACAGCAAGAACCCCACCAUGGUAAAAUGUGGUGGGGGCGGGCACAAAGAAGGCAUUCUGGCAGUAGCAUUCCAUAGAAAUGGCCGUUAUCUGCUUUCUGGUGGUAUGGACACCAUGGUCAACCUCUGGGUAUUACCAGAACUUCCCAAUGAAACCGCAGGGACGGACAAGACGACCCUCGUACACUAUCCCCACUUCUCAACUACCGAGAUUCAUACCGACUUCGUAGAUUGCAUUCGCUUCUACGGCGACCUCAUAAUCUCGCGGUCCGCCAAAGAAAACAAAAUCCUCCUCUGGCGCAUCGACGGCUUCAACUCCGAUGAUCCCCUUCCCUCUCUAUCUGAAGCCCCAAUCCCCCCUUUCUCCUCUGCCAACAGCUCCCGUACCAAUCACCAAACUCAGAACUCUGACUCCUCCGGCACUCGCUCCGCCUGGCGCGGCCGUUUCCAGCGCCUUCUCCAAUUCGAUGCCCCUCACACUCAGCUCUUCUACAUGCGCUUCGGUCUCUUUCACGAGCUAGGUCACUCCCCGAUCCUGGUAAUGGGAAACGAAAAGAGCAAGAUCUUCUUCUGGGAUCUGCAUAGGCUCGAGAGUGGCGACGUGAACCUGAGCGGCAACACAAAGCUGAGAUCUAGGAGCAAGAAAGGCAAAGACAAAGAAAGCCUCGCCCGUGUUCGUGAAGAAAGCAUCGCCGAGUCCGCAACCUCAGGGGCCAGUGAGGCGACUAGUGCACAGGCGUCGAGUUUAGGAUCUUUUUCUGUGAGUGGAAAGGGCAAGGGGAAGGCGGUUGUGGGCCCUGGGGCUGCAAAGGCUAUCGGAGACCCCUUCUUCCCGAUUCCGGCGCAUAAGAGCGUGGUUAUCCCCAAGGUGAAUUUUGCGACAAGGCAGAUUGCGUGGAGUAGGGGUGGUGAGUGGUGUGUGGUGGUUGGAGACGAGGCGAUGAUUUGUUUGUUUCGGCGGUGGGGGUAGGGUGGUUGGUAGGUGGAGGUGUGGUGGACUAAGUAACCCCCUGACGAAUGCUUCGGGUAGAAAAUGUAAGAAUUCAUUGAGAAGGUUUAAAAGUUCAAAGAGUAGAAGUUGGUAAUGGUUUGAGAAGCGGGAGUUGUUGUGGCUGUUGCGGGGCUGAUUUUACAGACUCUUUCUAACAUGAAGCCCUAUAACAGUUGGUUUGCGGACACGAAAAUUUGGUAGACGCAUCCAAGAUGACU